AUGGUGCCAUUUCAGUGGGCCAUCAACGAUUGAUCUACGAGCAAAGACGAAGACGAAGACCUGCGAUGGCCUCCAACAACAACACCAGCAGCAGCAGCCCCACCGACCUGGACAGCCAGGUCAAUGUGGAGGAUUUGCCCAUAACCUUCAAGGUCAAGUACAUUGGCUCGGAGGUGGCGCGCGGCCUGUGGGGCAUCAAGUACACACGCCGGCCGGUCGACCAUAUGGUGGGCGUGGCCAAGAACCUGCCGCCCAACAAGGUGCUGCCCAACUGCGACCUGACGGUCUCCGUGACGGGCGUCCAGCUGGAGAUCAUAUCGCCGAAGGCGAGCAUCAACAACUGGUCCCACCCGAUCGACACGAUCUCCUACGGCGUACAGGAUCUGGUGUACACGCGAGUGUUCGCCAUGAUCGUCGUCAAGGACGACGCCAGUCCGCAUCCGUACGACGUGCACGCCUUCGUCUGCGACAGUCGGGCGAUGGCCCGCCGGCUGACCUUCGCCCUGGCAGCCGCCUUCCAGGACUACUCGCGGCGCGUCAAGGAGGCGGCCGGCGAUGACCAGAUCGAUACCAUAACCCCGGCACGCCAGAAGUUCGCCAUCGAUCUGCGCACCCCCGAGGAGAUACAGGCCGGCGAAAUGGACCAGGAAACGGAGGCGUAGUGGGUGGUGGAUGGUGGAUGGUGGGCCCGCCCUCUCCGUUGGACUCCAUUGUGAUGUCUUAGUUACUUAUUGUCCAGUGUUCACUGUAAUUGUAAUUUGUACGAGUGCGAGUGCGAGGGGGAGGAGGAGGAGGAGGACGCGUACCAGUCGUCCUCCUCGCGCACGGCUCGAGUGUUUCCUCAUACAGCUAAUUGCCCAAAGCUUGCAUAAGUGUUGAUCCCAACUGUAAACGAUUUUCUAUAAUAAAUACACAGUAGAUAUAUGUA
Drosophila pseudoobscura is the source of this 928-nucleotide messenger RNA. RefSeq lists its product as uncharacterized. The transcript is spliced from 2 exons. Lineage: Eukaryota; Metazoa; Arthropoda; Insecta; Diptera; Drosophilidae. The record is from RefSeq and is a predicted model, not a curated record. The coding region runs from base 66 to 662 and encodes 198 amino acids.